Molecule: messenger RNA, 3782 nt
Organism: Saccoglossus kowalevskii
Lineage: Eukaryota; Metazoa; Hemichordata; Enteropneusta; Harrimaniidae
Product: major yolk protein
Biological process (GO): iron ion transport
Cellular component (GO): plasma membrane; early endosome; recycling endosome
Source: RefSeq, marked provisional
CAUCUAUCAAAAUGCGAACUCUUCUGUUACUUACGUUUGCCGUUCUUGGGUGCUGGGCCAAAGUUGAUCUCUGGAGCCCACCCAAGGAAGUCAUUCCUUCCAAUGAUGAUACCAUUCGUUGGUGUGUACCAUCAGAAUGCGAGAUGAAGAAAUGUCUUCGCAUGGCCAAUGAGUGGAUGUACAAUGUCUCCCCGAGAAAGGAUAUCGUAUGUAUGGAAGGUACAUGUAUAGAGCACUGUCUCGACUGGGUUGAGAAUGGAUACAGUGACGUCAUUGUUACCCGCGAGAAUGAUGUAUGGAGAGCACACACCGUUCACAAUUUGAAACCUGUCGCUUAUGAAAUGUCCGAAUACAAGGGACCAAAGAAAUUUGAAAAUUGGGAAAGCAUCAGCAUUGCCGUGGUACCAAAAUCAUCUCCCAUCAACCAGUGGAGCGAUCUGGAAAACAAGAAAUCUUGUCACGCCGGCGUCGAUUACACGAGUUCCUGGACCGCACCAAUGUGCUCCAUGAUUCACAAAAACGUCAUCCCUCACCAAGGCAACAUGGUUGAAUCUGCUGCUCAAUAUUUCAAGAAGAGCUGCGUACCAGGUGUACUUGACUGGAACUACGACAUCAAUGGCACCAACCCCGAGACGCUCUGCGAGAUCUGCGGUGGACGCAAAGAAGACAACAGCUGGUGCCACAAGAACAGGGAUGUGUAUUCCGGUUACUACGGUGCCUCCAUGUGCUUGAAAGAGGGCAAAGGUCAUGUUGUUUUCAUUGACAACAACUACAUCUCUGCAUUCAAAAACAUCUUUGGAACUGAUUACAAGCUUGUCUGUAACCAUGGUACCACUGAUUUGGAUGACUGGCAUAACGAGGAUUGUCAUCUUGGAUACACUCCACGCCCAACUAUCUUCACACACAUGGACAAGACUUACAAUUAUAUCCGUGACUUCAAUGAUAUGUUAUUUUCUGCCGUGCAAACUUAUUCAAACAUGAAUAACAUGGACAUAUUCAGCUCCGAUGAAUACAUCUGCUCAGACAACUCUGAUCCAAAAGACAUUAUCUUCCGUGACAACACCCGUGAAUUUGUCACAAUCCCAGAAGAAAAGAAUUACAUGCACAAGUACAUCAGUGUGAUGAACACCUGCCAAUCCAUGGAACCAAAACCACGUGCAAAGUUCUGUGUAAUCACUGAUGAAGCUUACAACAAAUGUACAGAAAUGAAGAGAUACUUCACUUCUACCAUGAAGGUCAACGAAGUUAGCUGGGGUUGCAUGAAGUUACCAACCAAGAUGGAUUGCAUGAAGGCUAUCUGGGAAGGCAAGGCUGAUGUUGUGUCUCUGGACCCAAUGGAAACUUUUAUUGCUGGAAACGACUUCCAAAUGACCCCAUUCAUGAGUGAAUACUUUGAUGUUUUCCAUGAGCCAAUAGAUGGCAAAUGGUCUUACAACUGGGACACCGAGACUUACACUAUUGGAAUUAUGAAGAAGAAUGUUUACCAGAACAAGUUUGGAUACGACAAUGAGUGGAUUAACCUGAAGGGACUGAACACCUGCCACGCUGGUAUUUCCAGAGUUUCCUCUGUCCAUCAUCCAAUUGGUUGGCUACACUCCAAUGGCACCAUCCCCCAUUACGGCUCAGUCUUCGAAUCUAUCAACAAAUUCUUUGACCGUACUUGCUUACCAGGUUCAAAGGACUGGAACAUGAAGAAAGAUAUCAUUCUCGGUCACCAAUACAACUGGGGAUAUCAUGGCGUGUCAUUCUACAAUUUCACUGGCAUGGAAUGGUUUGUAUGGAAUGUACCACAUACAUGGAAUUACUUCAACUGGAAUCACCAGACCCCAAGCUACAUCAACACCUGGAAGAAUAUCAACACCUGGGUAGAAAACCCAGAAUCCAUUCUGAAAACAAAGAAGGAAUGGAAAAAAACUUCAACUGAGGAAGGAUGGCAAUGGGACACCGAAGAUGAAAUCAAGAAAGUAGACAUCUCCAAUAUCUGGAACAAAUUCUUCAAGAACAUGAAGAGUCAAAAGAAGGAAGGAAUCAAGGAUAUGCCAAAAUUUGACUGGACUAUUUGGAAUCUCUUCAAGGAUAACAUCCGAACCGUUCCAGAAUACAUGUUGGAAAAGAUUCCAGAGAUUGAGAAAUUCUUGAUUGAGUUAGAAAAGAUUACACACAAUGGUUUCAGUGAUAAUAUUGAAUUCAAAUGGAUGAACCACCCAAUCGUCAUGAACUACCUGAAGGUUUACUACCCAAUGCUUGUGAAACGCUGGAUCAACUAUGCCGACCAAAUGGAAUGGGUACCAAUGACAAAGGACACUUAUAACCGAUACACCAACCCAAUCUGGCUUUCACCUGAAUGGAAUGAAUAUCAGAAGACCAUGAAGAUGCACCAGGAAGAGCUAUGCACUAGCUGCGGUGGCUACAAUGAGUGGAACUGCAAAGAAGGAACCGAGGAACCAUACUGGGGAACCCUGGGAAGCCUCCGAUGCAUACACGAACAUAAAGGAGAUAUUGCUUUCAUCGAGUCACACAAAUUCGAGCCAUACGUCAAAGACAUUGACAUGAUCCCACAAGACUUUGUCUUGGUCUGCCCAACUGGCAAGGUCAUCAACUAUGUCAACCAUGAGAGCAUCCGUGAAUGCAACUAUGGGCGUGUACCGUUCCCAACUCUUGUCACUUCAUACGCCAAGACAGGUAGCUGGCGCUGGAAUGUGACCAAGGCUCUUUUACUCGCACAGAAGAUAUACGAUUCCUCAAGCCAUAAUGAAUACCGCUUUGAGAUGUUCGGUGAACACAGCGUAUUUGAAAACAUUCACACCAAACAUCUUUACCCAAUCAAUCUCAUCAACCAGACCUAUCAAACCUGGCUUGGACCAAUGUUCCUGCGCUCCAUGGAGUCCCUCAUUAAACCAAUUUCUCACAAAUGGUGGGAGAAUAUUGACGAAAUCUGUCACGGUGAGACACUAACCAACGUAAUCCACCAUCAUGACGGACGUUGUAACGCCAUUGUCAAGGACAUCACCUGUAGAGGAAAUCCAGAACCCAAGACUAUUUGGCUUGGUCGUCAUGGAUACAAAUACAAUGUAAAGAUUCCAAUGUGCAGCCGUCCAACCCGCUUCAUCCGUAAGAUGGUUGAAUUCACUUGCGACACUGGAUACGGUUAUUUACACCCUGUGAUGAUCCCAACUGCCUGUGAAUGCAUUCCAUGUGAGGAGAUCACCCAUGCACCAGCCUGGAGUCAUGAUUACCACUGGACCACAGAAGAGAGGAAAUACACACCAAAUGAGUGGGAAUAUGACCAUUUUGAUCUCUGGGGUAACGAGCCAUGGUGGAUGAACAAAGAGCACCAUGACACUUGGUUCCACGAUGAAGUCAUCUACCCACUGAACCAAGACUGGAACUACAACCAUCACAUCAACAAGCGCCCAAAGACCAACCAUUAUUCCAACUGCGAGAAGAACUGGUGGGGUUUCAUCUGGCACCCACAGUGGUUCCAAGAAUCAACCUGGCCUAUGUGCAAUGAGGGGGAUUACUGGUACGAGACCAUUAACGUGAACACCAACUGGGAACAUAAGGAAUGGAACCCCAGAUGGAACAAAAACACUGAAUUGAAUAAGCCUGAAUGGAGAUGGUCGCUGUAAUUUACAACCCUACUAAUUUUUGUAGAAUGUCAACUGGAGUGUAACCCUUUUCCACUUUGUUUAUAGUUCAUACAAAUUUUCACCAUAUAGUAUUAGAAUAUUGUGUUUUUUUAAUGUUGAGUUGUUUAAUCACAAAUAAAACAUAGAACAUGC